This is a messenger RNA of Camelina sativa (false flax), 950 nucleotides long. Its product is annotated as NAC domain-containing protein 104. Gene Ontology annotation, biological process: regulation of DNA-templated transcription. Gene Ontology annotation, molecular function: DNA binding. NCBI's taxonomy places the organism in Eukaryota, Viridiplantae, Streptophyta, Magnoliopsida, Brassicales, Brassicaceae. The record is from RefSeq and is a predicted model, not a curated record.
CAUCCCCUACAUAAUUCACACGCUCUGCGGCAGAUCUCAUCAGCAUAAAACCCUGGCGGUCGAUACUUUAUUUAACGUUCUGUAAUUUAUUAUUGCAAUGGGCCCUGUAACAUACAACGACCUGCCAAUAGGGAUGAGGUUUCGUCCUUCAGAUUUGGAGAUGGCAGUUUAUUUCUUGUACAAGAGAGCUUUCGGAUUACAGAUGAAUGCUCGUAUAGUACCUGAUAACUGUCAUGACAUCUUCUCAAGACAUCCACAUGACUUGCCUGAAUAUGAAAAGGAAGAUGAGCAUUGGUACUUCUAUCGGGAAAAAUCUAAAAGUCCUACCAAGUCUUAUAAUCUCUGGAUACCAACUGGAGAAGAAACGGAAGUUUUGGAUCCAAAGAAGAAUGACAAAUUAGUCGGUAUAAAACAUUCAUUUGCUUUCAUUGAGAACGAAGAAGAAGAAUCCGAAAAAAAUGGUUUGCCUGACGAAGAAGAAACUCCAAAAUACAAUUGGUACUUGGAUGAAAUUAGUCUCCCAUUGACAGUUACAGAUACUGAUUGGACUAUGUGCCACGUCUAUUGCAAGAAUACCAAACCUGAGUUUGUAAGUUUGCCUGUAGUCCCAUACGAAUCCGAAUCCGAAUCCGAGUCGGAUCAAUCGGAAGGAGAAGAAGAAGAAGAAGAAGAAAAAGAAGAAAGUGUAGAGAAGCCUGCAGAGACAUUGAACCUUGUUAAAGAAAAAAAAGACGAAACCGUUCUUCUUCCUCCACCUCCUGCUUCACCUUAAGGCUUCUUCAUCCAUCACAUGGUGCUUUGGUCGUUUUAUCAAGUGUUCAUGAACGCAGCUUUGGUGCCUUGUUAUAAUAUUUAAUUUAUUCAAUCUUUUUAUGAAGAGAGAGUUUUUGAUUUGGUCUAUGGAAUAAUAUUUUAUAAGAAAAUGAAGAGAUAAAAGAGUUUUUUUGGAA